UUGAGCAACUUCAGGCAGUGCCACAGUGGCACUCAAGCAAGUGGGAUGGGAGGGAUUUUUGUCAAUAAAUAAUUUUCCACUACUCUUCUACAAGAGAAAUUAUUUUUCAUGUAAAUCAUUGAAAAGCUGAUAUUUCAAAGAAAAAAAAAAACACUAUAAUAAAUUUUCAAGAUGUCGACGUCUGCGAUAUAUAUUUUAGACGUAAAGGGGAAGGUUUUGAUCUCUCGAAAUUAUCGCGGAGACAUAGAAACGGGUAUUAUAGAAAAAUUCAUGCCUCUAAUAAUGGAACGCGAAGAGGAAGGCAAUCUUACUCCGAUUAUUCAAACUGCUGAAUGUACAUAUGCGUACAUCAAGUACAAUAAUCUGUAUAUUGUGUCUACUACAAAAAAGAAUGCAAAUAUUUCCUUAGUAUUUGUAUUCUUGCACAAAUUGGUGCAAGUGAUGCAAGAAUAUUUCAAGGAACUGGAAGAAGAGAGUAUAAGAGACAAUUUUGUAGUCAUUUAUGAGCUCCUAGAUGAAUUAAUAGAUUUCGGUUACCCACAAACCACGGACAGUAAGAUAUUACAAGAGUACAUUACUCAAGAGGGUCAUAAGCUUGAAAUUCAACCACGCAUUCCUAUGGCUGUAACUAAUGCAGUAUCUUGGAGAUCAGAAGGAAUAAAGUACCGCAAAAACGAAGUAUUUCUGGAUGUCAUAGAAUCUGUGAACCUUCUAGCAAAUGCUAAUGGAAAUGUAUUGAGUUCUGAAAUUGUUGGUGCCAUAAAGAUGAGAGUUUACUUGUCUGGAAUGCCAGAAUUAAGGCUUGGUCUAAACGACAAAGUGUUAUUUGAAUCUACAGGACGUGGAAAGUCCAAAUCUGUUGAGUUGGAAGAUGUGAAAUUCCAUCAAUGUGUCAGAUUGUCUAGAUUCGAAAAUGAUAGGACAAUUUCCUUCAUUCCACCUGAUGGAGAGUUUGAAUUGAUGUCUUAUAGACUAAACACCCAUGUAAAGCCUCUGAUAUGGAUUGAAUCUGUCAUUGAGAGGCAUGCCCAUAGCAGAGUGGAAUACAUGAUAAAAGCAAGAUCACAGUUUAAGAGACGUUCCACGGCCAACAAUGUAGAAAUAGUAAUUCCAGUACCCAAUGAUGCAGACUCUCCUAAAUUUAAGACUACCAUUGGUAGUGUUAAAUAUUCACCAGAACAAAGCGCAAUAACUUGGUGUAUUAAGUCAUUCCCUGGUGGAAAAGAAUAUUUGAUGCGAGCACACUUUGGUCUACCAUCUGUUAUUGGAGAGGAUCUAGAAGGAAAGCCACCAAUUCAAGUGAAAUUUGAGAUUCCAUACUUCACUACUUCUGGAAUUCAAGUGCGCUAUCUAAAAAUAAUCGAGAAAAGUGGAUAUCAAGCAUUACCAUGGGUGAGAUAUAUUACUCAGAAUGGAGAUUAUCAACUGAGGACAAAUUGAAUAAAAAUGUGUUAGUGGAAGAAAAAUUUUUGACACUUCAUUCUAAUAUCAAUUGAUAUACUAGUCGUUAGUAUGUUUUUGCACAUCGUAAUUUAAUUUGGAAAUGGUCAUGACCUAUACGAAAAUUAAGAUUUUAUAGAUUUUUGUUUACAGCAUUGGUAAAUAAUUUUUCGCUAUUGAUGUUUAUUAAAUGGAAUUUUUUUUACAGUUUUAUGUUCUGUAUAUUUUGUAUGUAAUUUUUUUGAGAAUUUGCAGUAAUGCUUUUUAUGUUAUUCUAAAUUGUAUACAGGGAGAAUGUACUUAAUUUGUUAACUGUAUGUUUCCUUUGAUUUUAUGUAAUGUACAAAUGUACAUUACAGAUCAUAUACAGGGGCAUUUUGAUGUUUAUUAACUAUUCCAAUAUGAGAAUAGAAUUGUAAAUAUAUAAAAAAUCGUAUUCAUACGUUUUUCGUGGAAUUGUUAGCGUAUUAAUAGAAAUUUUCUAUUCUAUUAAUAUGGAAUAUAGAAUUCUAUUGAUAUAUGUUUUAAUAGUAUUACAGGAUUAGUAUGACAGUAGAUAAUAAUAUUGUUAUUAUUGUAAACAACAAUAGUUGUUAUUAGUAACUUAAAACACUGAGAAUAUAUAUUAAAUUUUUAACAAAAACUA
Molecule: messenger RNA, 2086 nt
Organism: Frieseomelitta varia
Lineage: Eukaryota; Metazoa; Arthropoda; Insecta; Hymenoptera; Apidae
Product: AP-1 complex subunit mu-1-like
Exons: 2
Coding region: 172-1440 (422 amino acids)
Biological process (GO): intracellular protein transport; vesicle-mediated transport
Cellular component (GO): clathrin adaptor complex; clathrin-coated vesicle
Molecular function (GO): clathrin-cargo adaptor activity
Source: RefSeq, a predicted model, not a curated record